AUGUCUGCCCUUCUACCUCAACCUCCCAACGGCAAGGAUAUCAUGCCAUCCUCCCACCAGUUCAACAACAUGUCUGGGGCUGAGCAGCAAACGAGACCUACAGAGGCCGCCGAAGACAUCACAGACACUCGCAGUGCGCCCGGCUUCGCUCCAUGGGUCACAUCGACGGUCCCAACCUCUGGCGGCCACUUUGCGCAAAUGUCAAAGUAUAAUACAGAGACUGGGGGAUUUUCGCAUUCUGUCACUAUUCAUGACAGUUAUGCUUUUGAACUUGAGCCGCUCACGAUUACUGACGGGCCACUCCGUGGCAGUCAUGUCUUGGUCCUCAAACCUUACACGAAAUACUUCCAGCUCCUAGAGUUGCCUCUUGAUAUUCGCCGCAUGAUCUAUGACGAACUGCUGCUGGAUCCCGGACCCAUAGACAUCACUACUUACAAACCCAAAGGCGCGCCACGGCAUGCUGUCAGCUACCAGCUUGCUUUCAGACGUGACCUUGGCUUCUGGAAUCCAGAGACGCGGAAAUUCCAACAUGGAACUACGAACAACAUCGGUGUUAUGCAAGUGAACAGGCAGAUCCGACAAGAAGCCUCCACUGCCAUGUACGGUGGCAACACUUUCAGAUUUGACAAGUUCAAUACGUGCCAGCUCUUUUUGUCGCGCCUGGGAGACAUCCGAGUUCAUAUUCGUCACAUUGCGUUUUUUGCGCAUGCCUAUCAGAAGACAAAGGCGCGUGGGAUGUUCCUCCAACUAAAGGACGUGAAUGGGCUGCGGACCAUCAACAUCUCAUACCGUGAAUUUGACGACCUAUUUGCAGGGGGGCCUCACCUUUGGUCUGUGAAACAGCUGGCCGCGGAUUGCAAGAUUAUGAUGACAGCACUCCACGAAUUCAGGCAAGGCCGCUCGAAUCUUCCAUCUGUGCUUGAGCUCAUCAAGGUGACUUGGUCUAUUUGCACCGGGUGCGCCAAGGCCAAGAAGGGUAAGGGUGAGAGCGACGUUGCGUGCUCGGAGUGUACGACAAUUCGUGAGGCUGGCAAGGCAACUCAGAAGCGCGUUCGGACAGCAAUCGCAGCAACGAUGGGUAUUGAACAGUAUGGAGGAGAGGACCUGGGUCAAUGA
Sphaerulina musiva SO2202 is the source of this 1116-nucleotide messenger RNA. RefSeq lists its product as uncharacterized. The record is from RefSeq and is a predicted model, not a curated record. The coding region runs from base 1 to 1116 and encodes 371 amino acids. The transcript is spliced from 3 exons. NCBI's taxonomy places the organism in Eukaryota, Fungi, Ascomycota, Dothideomycetes, Mycosphaerellales, Mycosphaerellaceae.